ACGAUAUACAACCAUAACUACCCGCUCGCCCCCCGCCCCAGUUGCGUCUUCCAAAAAACAGUCCUGGCCUCUCAGCACCAAGAUCCUCUCCAUAACUACUUCUAGAGCAAGAGAACCAGGGUCUGCGCCCCGCUCCGAAGACAAAUUGGGUUGGAGGGUUGGAGACUCACCAGAACUGAGUUUCACCUGACUCCAGAGGGCAGAGGGGAGAAAGAUGUCGGAUGAAGAUGAUCUGGACGACAUUGAGCCAGACCAGGAUGAUCUGGAAAAAGAAGAAGAUGAGAAGGAGACGGACGAGUGGGAUGACUACAGGAAGGAGGGAGAAGAAGUCUCUGAGGAAUGGAUGCCCACCCCGCUCACGGAGGCCAUGAUGAAGGAAGGACUUUCUUUACUCUGCAAGACGGGCAGCGGACUGGCUCACGCUUAUAUUAAGCUGGAGGCUAAAGACAGGGACCUCACAGACAUCAACCUUUUGCGCUCCUACAUCCAUCUUCGUUACGUGGAUAUUUCUGAGAACCACCUCACAGACCUGUCACCCCUCAACUCUCUCACCCACCUACUGUGGCUCAAGGCUGAUGGCAAUCAGCUUCGGAGUGCCCGACUGAAUGAGCUGCCCUACCUCCAGAUCGCCAGUUUUUCCUACAACCAGAUCAUGGACACUGAAGGCAUCUCUCAUCCCCGUCUAGGAAGCCUGGAUCUCAAAGGGAACCGCAUCCACCAUGUGACGGGUCUGGACCCUGAAAAACUGACUAGCCUGCACACCCUGGAGCUUCGGGGGAACCAGAUAGAAAGCACAUUGGGGAUCGGCCUUCCUAAGCUGAAGAAUCUCUUCCUGGCUCAAAACUUGCUGAAGAAGGUGGAGGGCCUGGAGAACCUCAGCAACCUGACCACCCUGCACCUUCGAGACAACCAGAUUGAAACUUUGGAUGGCUUCUCCAAGGAAAUGAAAUCACUGCAGUACCUGAACUUGAGGAGCAACAUGAUUUCCGACAUAGGGGAGAUGGCCAAGCUGCGGGAUCUGCCGAAGCUUCGAGCCUUGGUGAUGUUGGACAACCCGUGUGCAGAUGAGACCGACUACCGCCAGGAGGCCCUGGUGCAGAUGGCGCACCUAGAGCGCCUAGACAAAGAGUUCUUUGAGGACGAGGACCGGGCUGAGGCAGAGGAGAUCCGUCAGAGGAUGAAGGAGGAACAGGAACAAGAACAGGAUGUAGAUCAUGACAUGGAACCAUACCAGCCACCAGCUUAGCUGCCCUUCCAGAUGGAGACCAAGACCCUGGCCUCAGGAAUUGAUGAGACUCCGGUGGGGACCACCACACUCAUAGACCUGUGAUAGGAAGGGGGAGACGCUGGCUGCCUUUUGUCUCCGAAUUGAAAAUCCAUCAUAUCCCAAGGCCCAGGCUUUUUGGUGGUCAUCUUUGUGUGGCUUGUUCUAUGGGCCUAAACCCCUAAGGUCUGUCUGGAGCCUAGAUCGGGGACAGCCCUCAAGCAGGUCUGGAGCAGCCAGGAUGCUUGUAGCGGUUAUCUGGAGAAAGGAGCCAAGGAGGUGGGCUGUGAUGGGACAGUUCAGGUUUCAAAUAAAAAGGUAUUUUGAUA
Messenger RNA from Peromyscus maniculatus bairdii (prairie deer mouse), 1593 nucleotides. It is a transcript of the gene Lrrc23, whose product is annotated as leucine rich repeat containing 23. Gene Ontology annotation, molecular function: protein binding. NCBI's taxonomy places the organism in Eukaryota, Metazoa, Chordata, Mammalia, Rodentia, Cricetidae. The record is from RefSeq and is a predicted model, not a curated record.